Lasiodiplodia theobromae is the source of this 957-nucleotide messenger RNA. RefSeq names its product Thioredoxin reductase. The record is from RefSeq and is a predicted model, not a curated record. Gene Ontology annotation, molecular function: oxidoreductase activity. The coding region runs from base 1 to 957 and encodes 318 amino acids. Lineage: Eukaryota; Fungi; Ascomycota; Dothideomycetes; Botryosphaeriales; Botryosphaeriaceae. The transcript has 2 exons.
AUGCCAGUUGGAUCUCUCCUAGACGUCCUCAUUAUCGGAGCCGGCCCGGCCGGGCUUUCUGCUGCCCUGUCUAUGGGCCGCGUCCUCCGAAGCGCCGUGGUCUUCGAUUCCAAAUCCUACAGAAACAGCAAAAGCUCGAACGCACACACGGUCCCUACAAGAGACCAUGAAGAUCCGGCGGCAAUCCGCGAGAUGAUGAAAAAAGAGUUGACCAGCAAGUAUAAGACCACCACGUUUGCCGAAAGCGCGGCCACAUCCGUGCAGGAAGUGGACGGCGGCUACCAGGUGGUCGAUGAGAAUACGCGCAAGUGGAAUGCAAGGAAGCUCAUCAUCGCCACGGGCGUUUACGACGUGCUUCCCAAUAUACCCGGGUUUUCCCAUGCGUGGGGGAAAGGAGUGUUCCACUGCCUCUACUGCCGAGGGUUCGAGGAGGCUGGCGCUCCAAAUGCGGCGGUCAUCAUCAAUCGAGGCGACUCAGCGGAAAUUGACAUCACGGUGUUCAAUAGCCAACUGGCCCAUCAAUUUACUCGAAACCUCACGAUCCUCCUGAAUGGGCACGAGCACCUCUUUAAAGACUCCAAGAUCAAGACAGCGGUGGAUCACGGGGUCAAGAUCAAUUCUCAGACUAUUCGGCGCAUCGAAUGGAGCGGUCCGGACCCAUCGACAAAGGUUGUCUUCGACGACGGGACGGAAGAAACGUUUGGAUUUCUCAUUCACACGCCCGAAACGAAACUGGUCGGAUCUUUCCACGAAACUCUUAACCUGGAGCUUACGUCGGCUGGUGACAUUGCCAUCACCUCACCCUUCCAGGAAACAUCACGCCCGGGGGUGUUCGCCUGUGGGGACUGUGCCACUGGGUUCAAAAAGGUGGCAUUCGCCAUGGCGGAUGGGAUUCGAGCUGGAAUGGGGGCGAACUUGCAGAUCAUGGAGGAAGAUUUUUCGCGGAGUUGGUGGUAG